Molecule: messenger RNA, 456 nt
Organism: Cooperia oncophora
Lineage: Eukaryota; Metazoa; Nematoda; Chromadorea; Rhabditida; Trichostrongylidae
Source: the annotation of a GenBank genome assembly
AUGUCAUUGGUUUCUUCUGCAGCACGUUUAUUGACUAAAGCUCGCCCUGCUGUUCUUGCAACUCAGGCAAAUUACCACGAAAAAGUGAUUGAUCACUACGAAAAUCCGCGCAACGUCGGUUCAUUGGAUAAAAAUGAUCCUUCUGUUGGUACUGGUAUAGUUGGCGCCCCAGCUUGUGGUGAUGUGAUGAAACUACAGAUUAAGGUUGAUGAGAAUGGAAAAAUAGUUGACGCCAAGUUCAAAACGUUCGGAUGUGGCUCUGCAAUUGCAUCGAGUAGUUUGGCAACUGAAUGGAUUAAUGGAAAGACUGUCGAUGAUGCUGCUAACAUCAAAAAUGACCAAAUCGCCAAGGAACUAUGUCUUCCACCCGUCAAACUUCACUGUUCAAUGUUGGCACAGGAUGCGAUUCAAGCAGCGUUGAAGGACUACAAGAAGAAGCAGCAGAAAAGGGAGUAA